AUGAUGGCCGCAACUUUCGCGUCUGUCCCGCGGAAGGACCAGAAGCUAGAGGAAAAGAGAGACAGUUCGACAGACAGGGAGGCCGGUAUCCUCACCACGGAAGAAGUACGCAAACUGGACCGUGCGGUUCGGUGGAAGCGGGAUGUAUUAAUCAUACCAAUUAUGGGAAUCCUAUAUAUGCUGAUGUUCUUGGAUCGGACGAAUAUCGCAAAUGCGCGAAGUCUGGGUAUAGGACAGCCGAACGGGUUGGAAAUGGCCCUGAAUAUGCCAUCCGAUGGAUACAAUACAGCACUGUGGAUCUUCUAUAUUCCUUUCGUACUGGCCGAGGUCCCAGCGAACUUGAUUCUAAAUCUGAACAAGAUACGCCCUGGUAUCUUCCUUGGUGGACAGGUGUUCCUCUUAGGCGUCCUCGGCGUGUGUCAGGGUCUAGCCAGAAGCUAUGGUGGGCUGCUCACAGUCCGUUUUCUGCUAGGUGUCUUCGAGUCCGCUCUUCCGGCCGGUGCGACACUUAUGAUAUCGAUGUACUACACAAGACGCGAGGCAGCUGUGCGCUUUGCCUGGUUUUUCAAUUUCGCUCUCGCUGGGCCGUUCUUCUCGGGACUCCUGGCUUACGCCCUUCGGAAUCUCGACGGCGUCGGAGGUUAUGAGGGCUGGCGGUGGAUAUUUAUCGUCGAAGGGCUAAUGACAUGCUUCAUCUCCGUUAUCGUUGUCUGGCUAUGUCCCAAUUUCCCUCAGGAUGCGCAAUCUUGGUUUUUAUCAACUCAGGAGCGCGAUCAUCUCGUAUAUCUUCUCAAGGAAUCUCGCGGCGCUGAAGCUAAGGGCUCAGCUGUGGACAGUGUUCCUAUCUGGAAGGUCCUUGUUGAUUGGAGAAUCCAUAUUCUAACACUAUGUUUUUUCUGCACCGACGUAACGGCAUCCUCGAUAGCUUCUUUCUCGCCGACAAUUCUCACCGAGUUCGGCUGGAUGGCAACUACCGCACAACUUAUGACGAUGCCUGUAUGGGCAACUGGUAUCGUCUCUACUUUUGUUAUUACCUGGCUUACCUCGCGUCUUGAUAUACGUGUGCCUUUCCUUCUUAUUUGUAUUUGCUCACAGGCUAUCGGAUGGAGUAUCAUGGUAGCUUAUGUUCCAGAAGCCGGGGUGCGAUAUCUCGCGCUUUUCUUCAUGGCGGCGGGAACUUUCCCGCAGAUGUCUAUCUUAAUGGGAUGGCUGAGUGCCAACUUGCGCGGCCGCAAGUAUCUUGCCGUCGGUAUGGCCUGGAUGUCCGGGUUUGGCAACUGUGCCAAUUUCAUCAGCUCAAAUGUCUUUAUCACUACUGAGAGCCCGCGGUAUCCCACCGGUUUUUCCACAGGGCUCGCCUUCACGGUAUUAGGUUUCGUGCUAACAUGUGCCGCGUUUGCACUGUUGAUACAUAGCAAUAGGAGGCGGGAUGAAACUCGAGAACAGAUGACGGACGACCAGCGCCAGAACUACGACGAGCUACAUUUCAACUUUGUGUAUUGA
Daldinia loculata is the source of this 1503-nucleotide messenger RNA. Its product is annotated as MFS general substrate transporter. The record is from RefSeq and is a predicted model, not a curated record. NCBI's taxonomy places the organism in Eukaryota, Fungi, Ascomycota, Sordariomycetes, Xylariales, Hypoxylaceae. Bases 1 to 1503 code for a protein of 500 amino acids. The transcript is spliced from 2 exons. Gene Ontology annotation, molecular function: transmembrane transporter activity. Gene Ontology annotation, cellular component: plasma membrane. Gene Ontology annotation, biological process: transmembrane transport.